Helianthus annuus (common sunflower) is the source of this 2108-nucleotide messenger RNA. RefSeq names its product kinesin-like protein KIN-5C. Gene Ontology annotation, molecular function: plus-end-directed microtubule motor activity. The transcript has 4 exons. The record is from RefSeq and is a predicted model, not a curated record. The coding region runs from base 1442 to 1840 and encodes 132 amino acids. Lineage: Eukaryota; Viridiplantae; Streptophyta; Magnoliopsida; Asterales; Asteraceae.
UUCUUUAACUAACAUAUAAUUUUGAAUUCGUGUUUUUUUGUUUAUUGAAAUUUCUUGUUCUGAUGAGUGCAAUUAGGUUACCAGAAGGUAGAUUGUGUAGGUUGAUUUUGGAUUAGUUGCAAUGCUGUGUAAGAAAUUUGUUGAAGAUAUUCAUAUUUGAACUCGAAGUCUCAACCGGAGGAUUGUUUAUAAAUAGCACUUACAAAAUAUGUCAUCAUGAAUUUUUGUUUUAAAUCAUCUCGAUGACUUAAAGUGAAUAACUAUUUGUAUCAGGAACCCUGCUACUUUAUAUUAUAGAAUAAAGAGUAAAAUGUCAUUUUCGUCCCUGAGCCUGAGGUUUGGCCAGUUUUGCGACUUUUGUCCAAAGGUUUGUUUUCCGCAUUUGGAUCCAAAGGGUUUGAAAUCUUGCCAUUUUCACUUUAUGUAAAAAGACCAAAAAGUCGAAAACCCCUGAAAAAGACCUAAUUGCCCUAAGUUAACAAAAAGGAAGGAAAUACCCCUUACUUAACGGAGAAAAAUGGAUGGAGUUAACGAGCCGGAUGAAAAAAUGGCAAGAUUUCAAACCGGUUGGACCCGUAUGCUUAGAAACAACCCUUUGGAUGAUAGUCGCAAAACUGGCCAAACCCAAGGAAACGAAAAUGACAUUUUACUCUAGAAUAAACUCAUAGGUGGCAAAUUGGGCUGGUCCGGCUCAUUGUGGAAUAUGUCAAAACCGUUAAAUUUUGUACCGGUCAAAACAGGUUAGGUCAGGUUGUCACAAAAUUCCUUUUGUCCAAAAGUUUUAGAUAUUUUUAAAUGCCAUUUUCGUCCCUGAGGUUUGGCCAGUUUUGUGACUUUCGUCUAAAGGUUUGUUUUUCCGCAUUUGAAUCCAAAAGUUUUGAAAUCUUGCCAUUUUCAUCUGAAUCGUUAACUCCAUCUGUUUUUCUUCGUUAAUUCAGGGGUAUUUCUGUCUUGUUUGUUAACUUAAACGGCAAUUCGGUCUUUUUAAGUGAAAUAGACUCACUGAUUUGAUUUAGGUUUUUGUCCGAAUUGAGAAUCUGAAUUGUGAAGCAACAUUGUACUUAGUUGAACAGUUGAUGUGCGCAUGUUGUAGAUAAUUAAGGAAGUAUAUUCAUUGAUUCAGACAUUCAGUGAACUAUAAUUUUCCAUGAAUAUCUAUUGGGCAUCCUAUAACUUUGCUAAAAAUGUGUGUGCGGUUUUCUUUCAAACAUCAAAUGUUUUUUUUUUCGAAUGCUGAUGUAUACAGUAAAGAAGCCUGCUCUGGAUGCAGAUCGGACAAUCUCACUUGCAUAAUCAUCACAGUUUCACACUUGAUUCCACUCGAUUCCGUUCACAGGGAUGAUUAUGAGCGAAAUCGGGAAAUGUACCUUCCUCUUCUCCUUGUGAGCGAAAUCAAGUGCAAAUAGAAAAUAAAGUGUUGUUGAAAACCUCACCGAGGAAAAUGUUGAGGGACUCGGACCAUGUAAUGGAGUUGCUUUCCGUCUGUGAAGGUAUAUCACAAAAGGAGCAAGGGGCUGUUCACGGAAUUUUGGAAACCACAAAAGCACAAACCGUGUUUCUUGAAUUUUUACAAAACGACCACUCUACACAGUCUGAUGAGAUACAACAGAAGGCACAUGAUACUUUCCAGCAGAAGUAUAUGGAUUAUGAACCAUCUGGUAAUACUUCCGUAAGAUGCGACCCUGCUGUUCCAAGUAAGGAUACCAUAGAGUCGCUUCGGGCAAUGCCGAUGGAAACUCUAUUGGAGGAAUUCAGGGAAAACCAUUCAUUUGAGUUAUUGGAAGUUAAGGACGGCAAGAUUACUCCUGCUUCUCAAUCACCUCUUGCAGAAAUAAACUAAACAGCAUAGUCUUGUGAUUUAGUUUGGUCUCUUUGUACUUGUUACUAUGUAUAUUGUGAAAAUUGAAGAGAGAGUAUGAUAGAUGGAUCAACUCAGAUAAUCCCUACUUGGGAUUUAUUGUUCUGUUUUCACCAAUGUAGUAGAGGGGUUUUAUUUUUUAAUCACAUUUCAUUGUAUGAUUUUUCUUCACUUGAAGAGAAGAUUUCUAUCAUUUGGAUAUUGACUUUAUGUGUGUACUAGCUAUAAAUAAAAAAACCCGUCUUAUGAA